AACACAAACUCAAAUCAGUUAAGAAGAUGCUUAUGUCGACAAACACACUCACACACUUCAUGCAUCCGUCUCACUCUCACCAACUCACCGAACACACAGCAGAUACCAUAUUCCUAUGUGAUGGGUGCAAGAUGUAUGGAACAGGCACAAGGUUCACUUGCCCACCCUGCAAUUUUAACCUACACGACUACUGCGCCAAAUGUCCCCCUUCGCUCCCUUUGACUGUAAACCACCCCCACCCAAUGACUCUUGUGGACUACAAACCUCAACACAAUCAUACCGAUCCUUGUAAAAUCUGUCGUAGCCCAAUUCAAGGUCUUGCAUACAUGUGCGAAAACUGCGACUACUGGAUCCAUCCUCCUUGUGUUUUGCAUUACUUAGGUCUCCGAUACUUCAUACAUCCCUCUCACAAUCUCACUGAAUUCACGGCGAAUACAGACUACGUAUGUAAUGGAUGUCACAGCAUUGGAACCGGAAAGCGAUUCACUUGCAGCCCCUGUAACUUUGAUUUACAUGAAUACUGCGCCAACUCUCCCACUUGGCUCCAUUCAACUCAGAUCCACCAUCACCCACUGAGUCUUUUUAUCGACAAACACCAGCUCGACAAGACCAAAUUUUGUCAAAUCUGUCGUACUGUUAUUCACGGUUUUGCUUACGAGUGUAAGGGCUGCAAUUUCUGGGUUCACUCACUCUGUGCUUUGCGUAAUAUAGGACACGGACAUGGUGGCCAAUCCAGUAUUUUCAACCAGGGGCAAUCGUAUACACAACAAGGUAGCUUUCAAGUAUCUCAGCCUAUGCGGCCACAGACAGUACCUGCAAACUGGAUUUCGAAUGGGGCCUCUUCCUAUAGUCCUCAAACAACGGGAGGUGACGUGGGAGAUGGGAAUGUUCUUUAUGAGCUCCUCAAUAUGAUUAAGUGUUUCUGUGAAAGUAUUUUUUUGAGCUAGAGGCUUAUGGUAUUUGGAUUAUUCUUCCCCCGUAAAAUUAAUGCUUUUUAAUUUUC
Molecule: messenger RNA, 1003 nt
Organism: Lactuca saligna
Lineage: Eukaryota; Viridiplantae; Streptophyta; Magnoliopsida; Asterales; Asteraceae
Source: the annotation of a GenBank genome assembly